Vicugna pacos (alpaca) is the source of this 1113-nucleotide messenger RNA. NCBI's taxonomy places the organism in Eukaryota, Metazoa, Chordata, Mammalia, Artiodactyla, Camelidae. The record is from RefSeq and is a predicted model, not a curated record.
AAGACUCCAUGCUCUCCUGAUUCUCCUCCCUCGCUUGCUGCCCCUUCUGUUUUCCUGGCUGUUUCCUCCUCUUCAUCCAUUCUUGGUGUUGGGGGGAGGUGGUGUGUUGGGUGUUGCGCCUCUGUCUGGACUCACUUCCUCAAUGAUCUCACCCCGUCUCAUGGCUUUAAAUACCAUCCAUAGGCCAUCAACCCCCAAAUUUACAUCUCCAGACCAGAUUUAUCCCCUGAACUUAUAGAGGCAGCUGUGGUCAUUCAGUUUCUCCACAGGGAGAUCCAUCAGGCAUUUCCAACUUAGUGUGCCCAAACCUUGGCACUUCCCCCCAAACCUCCUUCCCCUCCUCUAUCCGGUCAAAGGAUGCUCAUCUUUCCAGUUGCUUAGGCCAGGAGUUUGGUCAUCCUGGAACACUGUCUCUUGUACAUACUCAUAUCCACUCCAUCAGCAAGUUUUGUUGGCUCUAACUCCAAAACCUUACCAGAAUCUCCCCAGUGCCCACACCCUGGGCUACCUGUCACCUCCCAUCUGAACUAUCAGAACAGCCUCCCUGGUUCUCUGACUCUCCCCCCAGUUUGUCCCCAAAGGCAGUCACAGGGAUCCACCAGCUCUUCCCCUCCCACACAUGCACACAGGAAGCAGGUGGCCUUGUCACCAGCAAGAGUGACAUCCGCUAUUGCUGCCUCUCUAUUCCCCCACUGUUCCUCAGGACCUCUCUGGAAACAAAGCCCUUUGCCAGACCCCUUCCAGCCUCCAGCCUACCAUGGUCCCUUCAGGUGACAUCCUGUUCCUGCUUUUGCUCCCAGUGGCUGCCGCUCAGAUGACCCCAGGUUCCUGUUCCGGAUGUGGGCCCCUCUCCCUGCCACUCCUGGUGGGGCUCGUGGCCGCAGAUGCUGUUGUGUCACUGCUGAUCGUGGUGGUGGUGUUUCUGUGUGCCCGCCCACGCCGCAGGCCCACCCAAGAUGGCAAAAUCUACAUCAACAUGCCUGGCAGGGGCUGAGCCCUGGAACUCUGUAACUGAGACCUUUGACUUCUGACCCUCUCAUCCUGGAUUGUGUGUGGCGGCACAGGAAACCUACUCCUCUUUGAGGCUGGAAUAAAACAAUUGAAAUACCUCAA